Molecule: messenger RNA, 3215 nt
Organism: Pararge aegeria (speckled wood butterfly)
Lineage: Eukaryota; Metazoa; Arthropoda; Insecta; Lepidoptera; Nymphalidae
Product: esterase FE4-like
Exons: 4
Coding region: 362-2026 (554 amino acids)
Source: RefSeq, a predicted model, not a curated record
ACCUCAAGUCAAAGAUAUUGGGCACCUAUAAUAGGCAGGUACUCAAGUUCUCACUCCUAGUGAACUCCAGUGUGUUAAUUAAUAUAGCAUAAGAUUUAGUUAAAGUGCAAGUGCAUGAGUGCAUACUGAUACUAAUACGCUAACCUGGUGCAUUAAUUCCAGGCGAGUUAGGUCUGAAGUUGCUCUGCAGAACAAGUGUUUAUGUGUUGGUGUCAUAAAUCUCCUUAAUCCAAUUUGAUAUCCAGCUGAUAGUGAAAUGACCUUGAUUGUACAAUAAUCGAUUUUCAUCUAAUAUUUUAGACAAGAAAGCCGAAAAACUAUCCUGGGGAAUUAAGAUAAAAGUGUUGCGCUAUACAGAGAAAUGAUGGAUGGAAUACCAACAGACUCCAGAUUAAUUGUAGACAUAAGCGAUGGGCCCAUAUGUGGUUACAUAGACAGACAAGAUGAGAGACCACAAUACAAAUUUAAGAGUAUUCCUUAUGCUAAGCCCCCACUCGGAAAUCUGCGGUUUAUGCCACCAAUUCCUCCAAAACCAUGGACAAAUCUACUGGAUUGCACAAAAGACGCGUCACCACCACUUUGCCUUAGUGUGGAUGAAAAAGUUAUUGGAUGUGAGGACUGUCUCUACAUUGAAGUACACUCACCAAAUCUAACACCUGAAAAGUUAAUGCCUGUUAUGUUUUGGAUGGGAAGUUACAAUUACAUGUUUUAUAUUGACAACAACUGUGAUCCAACACUCAUUGUGGACCAAGAUAUCGUUUUCGUGAGAUGCAGCUCGAGAUUGGGACCGUUUGGUUUUCUGUCAAUACACGAUAUCUCUGCCCCUGGUAAUGUUGGCUUAAAAGACAUAGUUAUGGCUCUGAAAUGGAUUCAAAGAAACAUUCGAAUAUUCGGAGGCGAUCCCACGAAUGUCACGCUGUUCGGAAGCGGAACAGGCGGUUCUAUGGUCCAUUUUAUGAUGUUAUCACCCAUGGCUACCGGAUUGUUUCACAAAGCUAUCAUGCAAAGUUCCUCUGCACUUAACAGGUGGGCCUUAGCGAAAAACCCUUCGCAAGCGGUCCUACAACUAGCCGAACAGUUAGGUAUAAAUAAAACUAAUAAUUAUGAUAUAGUAGAAGAAUUACGAUUGAUACCAGCGUAUGACAUAAUGGAAGCAUAUACGCAAUUAUCUAUGGGUACGUUGAAAUGCGAAGACUCUUUCGACGCUUUGUUCAAGCCAUGUGUCGAGGAAGAAUUCGAAGGUCAGCCUGUAUUCCUCAACAAGAGCCCUGCUGUGCUGAUUAAGUCGGGAAACUUUAACAAAGUACCUUUUAUAAUAGGUAGCAAUAAUAUUGAGGCUUCCGUAAUGCAAUAUAUAAGAGAAGAUUUCUAUGCAGACUUCGAAAAGUUCAAUAAAGACGUUACGCUUCUUGUACCGAGAUCACUCGCACUGGACGAAAUAUACUCAAACAAAAUUGGACGGCAACUUUUGAACUUUUACUUCAGAGAAACAAAGACACUUAACGAACACACGCGCACUCAAUAUUUACAGUUGCUAAGUGACUGUUACUUCCUCUACUACGUUAACAAGACCGUUCAAUUUCAUAGUCAAUUUAUCUCAGAAUGUCCUGUCUAUUACUACAUCGUGAAUUACGCUGGCGAAUGGUGUGUGCCCAAACAACUAGACUUCUUCAAUUCAAAUGGGCAUUCGGCUGAAGUUGCAUUCCUAUUCCGUAUAAAGCCGCCGGAUUUACCGCAUUGCGAAGGAAGCCGCGAUUCUGUCACCACCAGAAAAAGAGUUAUCAGAAUGUGGACAAACUUUGCUAAAUACGGGAACCCCACGCCAGAUGAAAACGAUCCAUUGCUGCAAAUAACAUGGGACCCCGUACAUGACGAUAAAACAUUGAAUUAUCUAAGCAUAGGAUCAGAAUUAACUAAAGGAAGGAAUCCCUUCUACGAGAGGAUGACAUUCUGGGAAAAAAUGCACGAAGAACACUUAUUCCUCAGAACAUUAGUGUAUUUUAACGAUAUUGGUGUGCAAUGGUAAGGAUUAUUAAGAACGUAAGAAAAUUUUCCGCCAAUAUUAACUUAAUCGCAUAAAAAUGAGUAGGGUAGAUAAACUAGCUAAAAACCCUUCCUAUAACCCGCGCCAUUAAAGAAUAGAUUUUAUAGCACGACAUCGGCCGCUUUUUAUAAAUAUAUUCUUUAAUAGCACGUAAUAACUAAAAAAGAGUUUCGUCAAUGAAAUCCAUAUAUUUUUCUCAUUACGUUAAUUAUGAUAAUAAAUACAGAAUAUAUAUUAGUAUAUUUCUAAAUAGAAAGUAAAUUAGAUGUCUGUGGGGAUACACCCCACAGUUAACAAAAAGGUGUAAGCGACAUGUCGUUUGCCGUGACGGCAUACGAUUGCCGGCCGAUUUUACAAACAAACCAUGAGGAAUAAUGAUUAUAAAAAAUUAAGAAGGAAAUAAUAAAUCGUUUAUGCAUUCCAGACGGCAAAUUUCAAAGUAACAUUGAAAACAAAGAUAGCCAAAGAAAUGUUUUUCUAAUAUAUAAUUUGUAAGACUUUUAAAAUCUUUUACUUUAUUGGUGAGGCCCGUAUUAACCAACCGUAAUAGCUGCGAACAAAUUGUUGGUUCGUAACGACAAUCCUUUAAUAUUAUUUUCACAGAAUGACUCCAAUUAACAGUAGUAAUAGUCCAAAAAAAAAUGGAGGAAAUUACGAGGUUCUAAGUUUUAACCACUUAAUUAGGAUUAAAAACUUUACUUUAUAUAACGUAAAUUCUUGUAUUGUUAUUUUUUUUUUUUGUUAAAGCAAAAUUCAGUGGAAAUAAUAUCGAUAUAUUGAAGUAUAUGUGAUAAACUCUCGUUCUCAAUUAAAUUUUGGUUUAUUAAUACAGGCCUUUGUAGAAGUUCGUAAUUACGCUGUAUGUUAGCACAAAAAUUUUCUUACUGUCUUAAUUUUCCAAAGAAAAUUUAUUUUGUAUAAGCUAAUAAUAACGAAGGUUUUAAUUAUUUGUACGUAUAGGUACCAUUAUAUUUUGUAAGCAUAUCUUUUUGUGCCAUAAUAUGUAAAUAAUUAUUUUUUUAUACAAUAUCUAUAAUACCUAAGUGAAUUUUUAUGUACAAGUUUUUAAAUAAUAAUUAUAUGCGUAUAUGCGCGUUAUCAAGUUAUGAGCACGACCAGCUUUAGUUACAAUAAUUACUUAUAUUAAGCAUUAUUGCAUUUGAAAUUAUAU